Salmo salar (Atlantic salmon) is the source of this 3721-nucleotide messenger RNA. Its product is annotated as RRM_SF domain-containing protein. NCBI's taxonomy places the organism in Eukaryota, Metazoa, Chordata, Actinopteri, Salmoniformes, Salmonidae. Gene Ontology annotation, molecular function: protein binding; metal ion binding; RNA binding. The record is from RefSeq and is a predicted model, not a curated record.
AUAUUUAAAGAAGAAGGAAGCCCAGACAAAACCUCCCAGAUUCCCGGUUGACAGCGAUUGUUCCCAUGUUCACUUUGUAACAAUGUGUUUGGUUUUAUUAACGGGUAUUUGAGACGAUAAUGCUGGAUGGUCGCAGUCAUGCGGUUCACACGGGACAUUUGCAGGCUGUUGGGGCUUGGGAGCGAAACCUCCAGUGCUCAGCGCCAGGAGGAGAUGGAAUGUGGAGCAGUGACCUCUGAGCUCACCAACGUCACACAGGAACAGGACAUCAGUGGAGAGGACUGUCUGAGCGAGGAGGAGAAGGCCAAACACAGAGCGGCGCGACGCAGAGCCAAAAGGAAGCGUCGACGGGAACGCAAGAAGCUGGAGCAGGUGAAGAAGCCUGAGGGCACUGACCAGGAUGUGGAGGAUGAUGGUAGAUCUGAGGAGGAAGAGGAUAAAGAUGAGAGUGAGUCUGAGGUGGAGGUAGAAGAGGAGGUAGUGAAAGAAGAGAAAGAGGAUAAAGCAGCCAUCCCUCGCUCUAAGGAACCCUCUGCCCCAUCGCCAGCCCCAUCAGGAACUAAAGGACCCCAGAAUACCGCUGCACGAACAUCUGAAGAGGAACUGGAGUGGGAUGUGAGCAGUGCGUUCUUUGCUAACGCUGCUAGCCACAUCAAGCCAAAAGGCUGUACCAAACCUGGCGCCAAGUCCAAAGAGAAUAAGGAGAACGAGGGCAGAACCAGAGAGGUGAAUGAAACAACAGAUGCUGUGACUAAGAGAAGUGCCUUGUUGACAGAAAAAGGGAUCAAGCUGGUCCAGGAGGGCCAGUAUUCUCAGGCAGUCAGUAUGUUUACAGAAGCCAUCAGAUACAACCCAAAGGAUUACAGGUUCUUUGGGAACCGGUCGUACUGUUAUAGCUGUUUGGAGCAGUACCCACAGGCCCUGUCUGAUGCUGAGCAGUCCAUCCAGCUGGCAGCUGCCUGGCCUAAAGGACACUUCCGCAAGGGCAGCGCACUCAUUGGCAUGAAGAGGUACAGUGAGGCGGAGAAAGCCAUGGAACAGGUGCUGAAGCUGGAUGAAGACUGUGAGGAGGCCGUCAUUGAUCUCUUCAACUGCAAAGUCUUACAGCUUAUGGAUCUUGGUUUUGAGGAGAUGCAGAGUGUGUUGCUGCUGGAGAGAUUCACCACUGUACAGGCUGUACUGGCUUCACCUGAGGCUUCUAGGGUGGUGAGCCAGGACUCCUCAUUGGGCCUGCCAGGGUCCUUGUGUGCGUCUCUCUGGGUUGGAAACGUGACCACUGAGAUUGCUGAGAAACACCUGUUGGACCUCUUUCAAACCUAUGGGGAGAUAGACAGCAUACGAGUUAUCCACGAGCGGUUCUGUGCCUUUGUCAACUUCAAGAACGCCAACAUGGCAUCGCGGGCCAUGGAGAAACUCAACGGCUACUGUAUAGAGAACACAAGGUUGGUGGUUCGCUACCCAGACCGUAACACCCAGAGGGUUCUGCCAAUCCCCCUCAAGAGUAGCCCCUCCGCAUCGCAACAGGCAGCUGCUGCUACUUGUCCCAGACGUCGUGGCCCAGUGAACGGAGAUGAGUGUUACUUCUGGAGGACCACUGGCUGCCAUUUUGGGGACAAGUGUCGCUACAAACACAUUUCCGAACAGAGGGGCAAAGACAGGAAGCCCUGGCAGCCCUGAGCACAGUUUCCAUCCCACCUCUGGGCUUUUAUAGAAACUGGAACCCCAUUACGAACACUGACUGAGCCGAAGGACUAUUAUAUUGGGCCAUGUUCUCCCCCCAAGGACAGCAGGAGAACUGUUGUUAUGGAGAACAAUGUUAAGACUAAUAAAAUGGUGGACACCAUAAUUGAGUGGACACCAUCAUUAAUCUAAGAGCAUAUUAUGACUAAUAAUGCACCAAUUAACAGCCGUCCCCCUUGACCACAGCUCGGCGUUUAGGCUCAUCAUGGGAACCAACCUCAAAAGCUUGAAGCCUUAAAACCUUACCAGCCUUAAAGUUAGCAUCAGUUAGCCUUACAGCUAGCAUCCGUUAGCCUAGCCAGUCAUGGCUUCUCUGAGUCUAGUUCAAGGCUUAGAUGAAGAAUGGUGUCAUACAUUGUCAAGAUUCUCUAGGAGAAGGGCUCCUUUCUCUGCUUUGGUGAAGGUAACCAACUGAACAAUUUUCUAUGACCUCUCUGUCCUAUCAUUUAUCUGAUUUGAGUCUUGCUCCUGGGAAAGUGAAAAUGGGUGCUGUUUCUCUAGUAAGGGCAAGCUGCAGUCUCGGUCCCUUCAGCGCUGGCUAUGCUAUGCUAAUCUACAGCCACUACUGUCUGGGGUUUGUGGCCUGUGCUGUCCUUGUCCUCCUUCUCUCAUUUCCCAACUACAUCUCUCUUCCCGUGCCAAUACCGCCAGAACGGACCAGGCCCUCCACACCAAAGGAGGCCCAGAAGCCAUGCAGCAGAUUCACCCUGACGUUUCAGUUCCUCCCUAAAAGAAUGGUGCCUCCCUUCCACUCUGACUUGGUGCUUAGUAACCUUCCUCAUAAUAGUAUAAUGUUCAUUAGGCACCAAAUGUGAGAAAACAAACACAGGGAGGGACUACCUGGAUUUCUCCAAAAAGAAAUGUUCCAUUUCCAAACAUUUUCCUUGGCAUGCCCUAAUGAACAUGACCCAGUGUUUGAUCUACACUGGGCUAGGGAUCUGUGCUAUUGGCCUUAGCUGUGUGGUCCAUUGCAAUGUGCUUUCGCCCAUAGGGAAGAUCUAAAGAGAGGGUGGGGAAGAGAGCAGUACCACCAAAUUCCAUAGAAGGUAACUUGUUCUUCAGUGUAUUAAUGCAUGUUUCUAUUUUUCUUUUUACCACUGUACCCGAUGGCAAACCACUUAAAUGCACACUCUGAAUCUGUUGGGUGAUUUUUGACGAUGAGAAUUGACACCUACUUUUCUAUGCGUUUGUCAAGGUUUGAGUAAUUGUAGUUAUUUAGUAAGCUAGUUUUUAAAACAUCUGGGAAAUAAGCCUCUUGUUUUUAGAAUGAACCAAAUAGAUUUUUCUUGCUGUUUCCAUCUACCAUCUAUUCUCUAGACCAAGCACCCUCUUUGUCCUAUGAAGGGACAGAAUCACUGAAUUUACACUGUAUUCGGAGGGUAUUCAGACCCCUUGACUUUUUCCACAUUUUGUUACGUUACAGCUUUAUUCUUAAAUUGAUUAGAUUGAGUGAAAAAAAACAAUCUACACACAAUACCGCAUAAUGACAAAGUGAAAACAGGUUUUUAGAAUUUUUUUGAAACCGAUAUCUUAUUUCCAUUAGUAUUCACAAGGGGAGGUUCUGCUUUUCUGUGGUUGCCUUGUUUCCAGCCUCGUAGAGAUUGGUGAAAGCAAACAGAACUUCAUAUUGGGGAAAAAGUCACAUGAGAAACCACGAGAACAUUACCUUUUAAACGACUCCAAGAAGUGUAUUUGUUUUUUUGUUUAGUGACCCCAAGAACACAGUAUUCACUCAUUUGGGGCAAUGCAUGUUUAAUAAUUUUGAUAGAAAGUAACAAUUUAAGUAUUUCUGUCCAUUUCUCGAGCCCCUAUUUCAGGAGAAAGUGUUUACUUUAUGAUAUACGCCCCAAAAUCGGUAUACGCACCAAACUGUUUAACUCAAGCACUGUAAUCUGUUUAUGCUAAAUCUACCAAAUAUUGUGUGUUAAACUAUUCUGCACUGCCAAAGAGUCCUUUGUAAGUCAUACAUUUAUUUGAAUCA